This is a messenger RNA of Calypte anna (Anna's hummingbird), 567 nucleotides long. Its product is annotated as HAUS augmin-like complex subunit 6. Gene Ontology annotation, molecular function: microtubule binding. NCBI's taxonomy places the organism in Eukaryota, Metazoa, Chordata, Aves, Apodiformes, Trochilidae. The coding region runs from base 1 to 567 and encodes 188 amino acids. The record is from RefSeq and is a predicted model, not a curated record. The transcript has 5 exons. Gene Ontology annotation, cellular component: mitotic spindle microtubule; HAUS complex. Gene Ontology annotation, biological process: spindle assembly.
AUGCGUCCUACACAGUCGCACGGAGAAAGUGAACCGCGUGAAAUCUGCUCCGGACCUCUUGGUUUGAGAACUGCUUUGGGAGAAAACGCGCUCGCCGAAUUAAUCUUAAAGAAUAUGUUUGAUAGGCCGAACAGGCGGGGUUUUCACCACGUCGUCCUCUUCUUAUUUACUAAACUGGACAGGGCCCGCACACGUGCAACUUUCAGAGAGUGUGGUCUUGAAAACCGCUGCAUCACAGAUCCUCGAUUCAGGAAGCAGUGUGUGGAAUGGCUAAAAGAGAUCAUACAUAAAGAAGGCGUCCGCAUAACAAUCACGGGUUCUUUGAUUGUGGCUCCUAGAGGUCCUAAAAUUAUUCACCUGCUCUAUCUGCUUGCAAGGCGUGUAAUGCUUGCGGACAUAAAAAGGAACUGCAGAGGCAAUGACAUACCUUUUGCAGAAGCUUUACAGUUGGUACCGAAGGACAUGUACAUGGCAAAGGCAAGGCAUAGAGUUGCAUACAAUAAGCUUCUGCAGACUGUCCAGAAGGUAGCUUUUGUUAAUCAAGAAUAUGAGAAGAAAAGACAGUAA